Messenger RNA from Perognathus longimembris pacificus (Pacific pocket mouse), 2421 nucleotides. Its product is annotated as protocadherin alpha-1-like. The coding region runs from base 13 to 2421 and encodes 802 amino acids. The transcript has a single exon. NCBI's taxonomy places the organism in Eukaryota, Metazoa, Chordata, Mammalia, Rodentia, Heteromyidae. Gene Ontology annotation, molecular function: calcium ion binding. Gene Ontology annotation, cellular component: plasma membrane. Gene Ontology annotation, biological process: homophilic cell-cell adhesion. The record is from RefSeq and is a predicted model, not a curated record.
CCCAGCGUUGCGAUGCUGCCUCCCCGGCGUGGAGGCCCGGGAUCCCCGCGUCUGCUGCUCCCCUGGCUGCUCCUCCCCGCGCUCUGGGCGGCCGGGCGCGGGCAGCUGCGCUACGCGGUCCCCGAGGAGGCCCAGCACGGCACGUUCGUGGGCCGCCUCGCGCAGGACCUGGGGCUGGAGCUGGCGGAGCUGGUGCCGCGCCUGUUCCGGGUGGCGUCCAAGGAGCGCGGGGAGCUGCUGGAGGUGAACGUGCAGAAUGGCAUUUUGUUUGUGAACGCGCGGGUGGACCGGGAGGAGCUGUGCGGGCGGAGCGCGGAGUGCAGCCUCCACCUGGAGGUGAUCGUGGACAGGCCGCUGCGGGUGUUCCACGUGGAGGUGGAGGUCGAGGACAUCAACGACAACCCGCCCGUGUUCCGGAGCAGAGAACAAAGGAUCUUCAUUCCCGAGAACAGACAAGUCGGUUCCCGAUUCCCCCUAGAGGGCGCGGCGGACGCGGACCGCGGGGCCAACGCGCUCCUCACCUACACCCUGAGCCCCAGCGAUUGCUUUGCUUUGGACGUGCGGGCAAGUGAUGAGCUGAGCCAAUCUCUUUCGCUCGAACUGAGGAAACCUUUGGAUAGAGAAGAAACCCCAGAACUUCAUUUAUUGUUGACAGCUACCGACGGGGGUAAACCAGGACUGGAAGGCCGAGCUCAGCUGCUCGUCACUGUCCUCGACGUGAAUGACAAUGCCCCGGUAUUUGAGCAGGACGUGUACAGAGUUCACUUACUAGAGACCACAGCCAAUGGAACCCUGGUGGCCCGGCUGAACGCCUCUGACGCCGACGAGGGUCUCAACGGCGAGGUGGUUUUCUCCUUGGGCAGUGACGUUGCUCCUAACACUCGAGAAAAGUUCAACAUCGAUUCCAGCUCAGGAGAAAUUAGAGUCAUUGGAAAUCUGGAUUAUGAAGAAGAGAAAUCCUAUGAAAUUCAAGUGCGGGCAGUCGAUAAAGGAAGUCCCCCGAUGUCAAACCACUGCAAAGUUCUGGUGAAAGUGCUGGACGUGAAUGAUAAUGCGCCAGAACUGGCCAUCACGUCGCUGUCCUUGCCCAUCAGGGAGGAUGCGCCCGUGGGCACCGUGAUCGCCCUGGUGAGCGUGUCCGACCGCGACGCCGGGGCCAACGGGCAGGUGAGCUGCUCGCUGCCGCCACACCUGCCCUUCAAGCUGGCGUCCACCUUCAGGAACUACUACUCCCUGGUGCUGGACAGCGCCCUGGACCGCGAGGCCACCGCGGGCUACCAGGUGGUGGUGACGGCGCGGGACGGGGGCUCGCCCCCGCGGUGGGCCACGGCCAGCGUGUGGGUGGAGGUGGCCGACGUGAACGACAACGCGCCCGUGUUCGCGCAGGCCGAGUACACGGUGUCGGUGCGCGAGAACAACGCGCCCGGCGCGCACAUCUGCACGGUGAGCGCGCGGGACGCGGACGCGCAGGAGAACGCGCGCGUGUCCUACGCGCUGGUGGAGCGGCGCGUGGGCGAGCGCGCGCUGUCGAGCCUCGUGUCGGUGCACGCGCAGAGCGGCCGCGUGCACGCGCUGCAGCCGCUGGACCACGAGGAGCUGGCGCUGCUGCAGUUCCAGGUGAGCGCGCGCGACGCCGGCGCGCCUGCGCGGGGCAGCAACGCCAGCCUGCAGCUGUUCGUGCUGGACGAGAACGACAACGCGCCGGCGCUGCUGGGGCCGGCCGGGGGCGGGGCGCGGAGCCACGCGCUGGCGCGCUCGGCGGGCGCGGGCCACGUGCUGACCAAGGUGCGCGCGCUGGACGCGGACUCGGGCUACAACGCGUGGCUGGCGUACGAGCUGCAGCCGGCGGCGGCCGGGGCGCGCAGCCCGUUCCGCGUGGGGCUGUACACGGGCGAGGUCAGCACCACGCGCGCCCUGGACGAGGCGGACGCGCCGAGGCAGCGCCUGGUGGUGCUGGUGCGGGACCACGGCGAGCCCGCGCUCACGGCCACGGCCACGCUGCUGGUGUCGCUGGUGGACGGCGCUCCGUCGCCGAAGCUGUCUGCGCGCGCGUCGGCGGGCCGCGUGGGCGCGGAGGCGUCGCCGCUGGACGUGAACGCGUCGCUGAUGGUGGCCAUCUGCGCGGUGUCCGGCCUGCUGGUGCUGACGCUGCUGCUGUGGGGGGCGCUGCGGUGCUGCGGGGCGGCGCGGAGCGAGGGCGCGUGCGCGCCGGGGAAGCCGGUGCUGGUGUGCUCCAGCGCGGUGGGGAGCUGGUCCUCGUGCCGGCAGAGGAGGCCCGGGCUGUGCUCCGCCGAGGGCCCGCCCAAGGCCGACCUCAUGGCCUUCAGCCCCGGCCUGUCUCCAAGUGCGAACUUACCAGAAAGGAGUGAUCAUUCGGAUCCUUCAGGUCAUGUAAGUCUAACUUUAAACCUUUGCCUUUAA